Selaginella moellendorffii is the source of this 869-nucleotide messenger RNA. RefSeq lists its product as uncharacterized. The transcript is spliced from 9 exons. NCBI's taxonomy places the organism in Eukaryota, Viridiplantae, Streptophyta, Lycopodiopsida, Selaginellales, Selaginellaceae. The record is from RefSeq and is a predicted model, not a curated record. The coding region runs from base 14 to 730 and encodes 238 amino acids.
AAAAACUUAGGUCAUGCAAAGAGAAAUGGAGGGCUCUGACCCCGACUCGCAAAUCGUUGCUCCGGAAGGAAUGAGCGUCGUGGUGGAGCAUCCGGUGAUUUUCAAGAUGCCUCGCCUCCAAAAUGACAAGGAGCGCGAGGAAGUUAUCCUUGGGUGUCUCUACGAGCUCAAGGGAAAGUUCCCAGAUCUGAUAACACUCUCUACAGGCCGACUGCUCAAAGAAAUCGAUGGAUGCACUCACGCAAUCUUCGUUCGAUUUCCUUCUCGAAAGGCUCUCAUCGACUACUACACCUCCGAGCAGCUUAUGGAAGUUAUACAGAAGAUGCUACCAUCCCUUUCGGGGGAGUAUACAGUGGACUACAGUGGGUUUGCAUUCAACGAUCUCGUAAAGGAACACGAAAACAGUGUUGUCCAUAUAACAUUCUGGAAGUUCGCCGAUGAAAUCACCUCUGAAGCUGUGGAGGAUGUUAUGAGCUCUCUCUACAGCCUGAAAAACGAGAUGCCGUCGAUCGUUCUACAGAUUUCUGCUGGUUCGAACAACUAUCUGCGGGACAAGGCCUUUUCUCAUGCGUUUGUUGCACGACUUGCCUCAGAAAAUACCGUGGAAGGGUUCUAUUCUCACCCUGCGUACGUGAAGAUUAUGGAGGAGAAGAUCCAGCCUCAUUGCAAGCGAAUUCUUUCGGCCGAUUUUACUCCAUACUCUCCACCCUUGGCAGGGCCUCGACUUUGACGAAUCCAACAUUUUGGAGUUCGAUUUGCAUUUACUUGCUGUAAUCGACUCAGCUAGUGCAUGCUACUUGUCCUCCAUGCAAAGACACAGUUCCCUUCUAUAAAAUCUUAUGGAUUCCCAAGAGAAGGAAAAGAGAGAA